GAUAAAAUAAAAGUGUUUUUCAUGUAACAACAAUAAAAAUUACAAAAUGUCUGAAAGAGAUUAUGCUCCGCUUAGUAUAGCCUGCGUUCGUGGGCUAUGCGACAAAUUAUAUGAUAAGAGAAAGUUUGCUGGUGUUGAAAUAGAAAAAAUGGUAAAGGAUUUCAGCGACGCAAACAACACUAGUCAGAUCAAGAGGCUGAUCAGAGUAUUGGGCCAAGACCUGAUGUCUUCAACCAACCCCAAUGUCAAGAAUGGUGCGUUGAUGGGCCUCUCCUCAGUUGCUGUUGGAUUAGGAAAGGGCUGCGUGACGUACCUGCCGGAGCUGACGCACCCCAUCGUGGCGUGCCUGAGCGAGAGCGAGUCGCGCGUGCGCUACCAGGCGGCCGAGGCGCUGUUCAACGUGCUCAAGAUCGCGCGCGGCGCCGCGCUCGCGCACUUCCCGCCCGUGUUCGACGCGCUGGCGCGCCUCGCCGCCGACCCCGAGCCGCAGGUCAAGCAGGGCGCCGAGCUGCUGGACCGCCUGCUGAAGGACAUCGUGACGGAGAGCCCGGCGUUCGACCUGGCGGCGUUCGUGCCGAUGCUGCGCGAGCGCAUCUACACGCGCAACGCCUUCGCGCGCCAGUUCAUCGUGUCGUGGGUGGCCGUGCUGGACGCCGUGCCCGACAUCGACCUCAUCGCGCACCUGCCCGAGCUGCUCGACGGGCUCUUCAACAUGCUGGACGACCCCAACCCCGAGAUACGCCGCAUGUGCGACGUGCAGCUGAGCGAGUUCCUGCGCAGCAUCAAGAAGGACCCGUCGCGCGCGCACUUCCAGGCCAUGCUCAACAUCCUCAUCACGCACGCGCAGUCGCCCGAGGAGCUCGUGCAGCUGACGGCGAUCACGUGGCUGAAGGAGUUCAGCGAGCUGGCGGGCGCGGCGCUGCGCGCGCACGCGUCGGGCGUGCUGUGCGCCGUGCUGCCCUGCCUCGCCUACACCGACGAGCCGCGCAAGAGCAUCCGCGAGACGGCGGCCACAGUAAACCUGCAGCUGACCAAGCUGCUUGUGGCGGAGCCCUCGCCGCCCGCGCCCGGGGACCCCGCGCCCGGGGACCCUGCGCCCGGGGACCCCCCAGGCGACGCGGACACCGCGCUGCGGCUCGACGCCGUGGUGGGCGUGCUGACGCAGCUGCUGCACCACAAUUCCGUGCACACUAAAGUCGCCGCGCUGGACUGGAUCCUGCACCUCUACAAUAAAAUGCCUAACGAGAUGUUCCCGGAGACGGACGCGGUGUUCGUGAGCGUGGUGGGCAGCCUGACGGACGCGGCCGACGACGUGGUGCGGCGCGCGCUGGCCGUGCUGGCCGAGAUCUGCUCCUGCGCGCCGGAGCCCGGUGAUCUGGAAUCGAGUCCAUACUACUACAAGUUCCUACAAGCGUUGCUGCGGUUACUGGCCGCGGACGACAACUUAUUAGAAGACAGAGGAGCAUUUAUUAUAAGGCAGCUGUGCGUGCUGCUGAACGCGGAGGACAUCUACAAGGCGCUGUCCAAGAUCCUGCGGCGCGAGCCCAACCUGCGCUUCGCGGCCACGCUGGUGGACGUGCUGAGCUCCAUCCUGCUCACCGCCGCCGAGCUGUACGAGCUGCGCCAGCAGCUGCGCGCCAUGGACAAGCCGAGCACGCGCGCGCUGUUCGCGCAGCUGUACCCGUGCUGGUGCCACAGCGCCGUGUCGUUGCUGGCGUUGUGUCUACUCACGCAUAAUUAUGCGCACUGCAACACGCUCAUCUCCACAUUCGGCGACCUCGAGAUCACAGUGGAUUUCCUGACGGAAGUGGACAAAUUAGUGCAACUCAUUGAAUCUCCAAUAUUCGCAUACUUGCGGCUGGAGCUCCUGCGCGGCGCAGAAAGUGCGGAGCUACGCAGCGCGCUGUACGGGCUGCUGAUGCUGCUGCCGCAGAGCGACGCCUUCCACGCCCUGCGCGCGCGCCUGCAGUGCGCGCCGCCGCUGCCGCUGCCGCCGCUGCCCACGCUGCCGCCGCCGCACAGUCACAAGUCCGACGACGGCGGGCCGGAGCUGGACUUCGGCGCGCUGCUAGCCGAGUUCAAGCGCGUGCAGGCCGCGCACCGCGAGUACAAGGCGCUGGACCGCUCGCGCGCGCGCCUGCUCGACGCGCCGCACUCCUAGCCCGCCCGACCCGGGUCUUGGACCGGAUGUAGCGGGGACUACAGCUGGACUAGUUUGCGGAUGAGUACCAAAUCUAUGGACAGACCAUUUUUAGUACUAUCUUUUUCACUACCUUGAGCGUAUUCCCUGUAUUACAGGGUACAUUGUACAGCUUUUAUAAAAAACUUCGUUUAGAUAAUUGUUAUCUAUAUAAAUAAUUAUAUUUAAUGUAUUUUAUUAUUUAAGCAAAAUCUACUCAAGAACUCAUUAUUACGUAAUUAUUAAAAUAUAUUUUAGUAAUAAUACCGGGAAAUACAAUUGAAUGUAAUAAUAUUUUUCAUUAUUUAUUCAAUAAAAGUAGUAUUAUUAUUAUCAAAAAUAUAGUCAAAGAAACUUUUUACAAACCACAAUUAUUAAGACAGUACCGACUCGGACGCUACAAAAUGUAUUUUUACGAGGAGUUACACUCCUUGAUCCCUAAGGUUUCUACAAGCGCUUGCGCUCUAAUUCUACAAGCGCUUGAAUUAAUUGAUACUUUAUCCAGCUGACAACUUUAAUCUUCAAGCUCCGAAUGGGUUCCGUAUUUGUUAUCAUCGUGAUAGCAUACAUUUGUUAUGAGCCGGAUUAUUAAGUUAUUAUUAUAUUUCUAAGAUCUCGUGCGUGAAUUGAAUGAGUAAGCAUAUAUUACACUAUGCUGAACCGUACCUAAGGCUUAAUACUUCGAAGAGACGCCCUGUGGGUGGAAUAUGGACAGGUCUAUUGUGAAGUUAUAUUGAUUAAUAAAAUGUUAUUUAUACAUUCCAA
Messenger RNA from Ostrinia furnacalis (Asian corn borer), 2944 nucleotides. RefSeq names its product protein VAC14 homolog. The coding region runs from base 47 to 2161 and encodes 704 amino acids. NCBI's taxonomy places the organism in Eukaryota, Metazoa, Arthropoda, Insecta, Lepidoptera, Crambidae. The record is from RefSeq and is a predicted model, not a curated record. The transcript has 15 exons. Gene Ontology annotation, cellular component: endosome membrane; PAS complex. Gene Ontology annotation, biological process: phosphatidylinositol biosynthetic process.